This is a messenger RNA of Poeciliopsis prolifica (blackstripe livebearer), 1031 nucleotides long. RefSeq names its product selenoprotein T2-like. The record is from RefSeq and is a predicted model, not a curated record. Gene Ontology annotation, molecular function: thioredoxin-disulfide reductase (NADPH) activity. Gene Ontology annotation, cellular component: endoplasmic reticulum membrane. Gene Ontology annotation, biological process: cell redox homeostasis. Lineage: Eukaryota; Metazoa; Chordata; Actinopteri; Cyprinodontiformes; Poeciliidae.
GGACGGCAGUCAUGGCGGAGUUCGGUUCGGGCGGUCUGCUCGCGGCUCUGCUGCUCUUCACAGCCCUCACCUUACGGGAUGUUUAUGUGUCAAACCGGCGCCUUUCCAGAACCGAACCGGAGAGCGGGAAACCCCCAAAAGCGGCGCUGUACUCCGGCCCAGUGCUCCAGUUCCGCUACUGCAUCUCCUGAGGCUACAGUAAAGUCUUCCAGGAAUACUCCCAGGCCAUCAGCCAGGUGUAUCCAGACAUCCGCAUCCAGGGGGAGAACUACCCUCCCACCCCGCUCAACAGGUUCAUCGGUAACCUGGUCUCGUAUCUGAAGCUUGUCUCCAUCCUCCUCAUCAUCAGCGGUCAGAACCCUUUCCCGCUCCUCGGUACCGACACGCCUGCGGUUUGGACCUGGACUCAGAACAACAAGAUCUUCUCGUGUCUGAUGGCCUUCUUCAUCAGUAACAUGAUGGAGACUCACUUCCUGUCUACGGGAGCCUUCGAGGUCACGCUGAACGACGUUCCCGUCUGGUCCAAGCUGCAGUCGGGUUACGUUCCAAACAUUCAGGAAAUGUUCCGGAUCCUCGACACGCACCUGAAGAUGAACCAGGCCGACCGCGUCGCCUUCGCCUCCGCUUAGAGCUGCGCCACCUUCUCCUGAAUCAUCUGACCUCUGACCUGUCUCCCAGCCGUGCUGCAUUCAGGCUCAGUGGGAAAUUCAGCUGUUGGCGUUCAUGAAGGCGCGGCCUUAAAGCGGAUCUGCCGGGCUGCGCCGGAUGUCUCUGCCUCCAUACUGAUUCCCAUGAUGCAGUGGGCCAUCAGCUGGCGUGGACGACGGUCACAUGACUCUCACUCUCUGUUGUCAUUUGUUACAUUCUUGGUUUAUGAAUCCAAUUGGCCCGGUUCUGGCACCGUCGGAUCAGUUUAUUUUGUUUUAUUUAAAGUUUGGGCUUUUAUUGUGAAAACAGGAAGCUGGUCACAUCAACCUUAAUGUUCAGCUGAUGGAUUGUCUCCAGCUCAAAUAAAAAGUCUUAAAGGAAAA